UUCCAAGCUUUACUUAGCAUUGUGCCUAUUGGCAAAGUUGUCAGUGGACCUCUGACUAAGCUUGGGAUUUUGAAAAUGCGGUGUAAUGGAAUUUUUGCAGCCCUGUUUGCACUGGUUCUAAUUUCAUCAGUGUGCUACUUCAAAAGGGAAGUUGCUGACAUUGUAGUCAGUGUGUAUAGUGAGGCUGCAGUUUCAGCAAUGCUUGUGGGAAUUGUAUUUUCUCUAAUUCUGUACAGAAGAGGUGGUAAAUUGCCUAUCUCCUAUCUUAAUCCAUAUGGAUCAAAAGGCUUUAUGUGGUAUGACUUCUGGAUGGGACGAGAAGUUACUCCUCGUAUUGGAAAAUUCAAUGUAAAGCUCAUCCUUCAUCGAUUUUCCAUAAUUAUUGUGAUUGCACUGAACAUGUUGAUUGCCAUAAAAGCAUAUUUGCAGGGAGUGGAAGAAGAAAUAUUAAGAUCUGUUAUAAUAUCUACAAUAUUGCAGUCGUUAUAUUCUUUACACUUUAUUUUUCAUGAAGACCUGUAUCUGUAUUCCUUCCUAGCUAUCUCAGAAGGUGUUGGAUACAUGAUAGCAGUGGGACUUAUGACAUUUCCAUUCAUAUUGACAUUCACUACAAAAGCUAUCUUGGACUAUAGAUUAAAGGCAUCACUGACAGAAAUGUAUAUUGUACUGUGUUCCUAUACAAUUGGACAAAUAUUAUUACAGUCGAGCAGCCACAGGAAAAUGCUCUCUCUAAAAAAUCCAGUCACCUCAGUUUGGAGGGUGAAUGUGCUGCCUAAAUGGAGUGCUGCUGUUCAGAUCAGAGCAUAUAUGGGAGAGAUCAUUAUAUACUGGGCUUUGGCUUUAGUUGCUGGUACCACUUACCUUGGUAUUUUCAUAAUACCGUCAGCAUUUACAGUUACUGUGCUUUCAAGAGCCUUCAGGGAAUAUAAACGUUCAGCAGCCUAUCAAGCAGGUGAAGUUAACACCAAACAAUAAUAAGCUGUAAUUCUCAGUAACUGUUGUGAAACAAGAUCAUGCUAAAUGAUUGUGAAUAUGGGGCUAACUGCCAUGUUCAAAUAUGGAAUCAUUUAUAAAAUGUUUUUUUGUGAUAACUACUGUGCACUAAUUGAACUGUCUUUGUUUAGCAAUUGAGCACAUACAUUUUCUUAAAAAAGAGUUUUCAAAGAUUUUAAGAUGGUCUAAAAUUACAAAUGAUCUUUAUGUAGCACUUUUUAUGUUCUUGUAAGUAAUCUGAAAGAUUAUAGGAGCAUCAACAUUUAUUGUGGCAAGUUUAGUUUUUAUUGAUCUAAGAAGACUGUUAAAACAGUAUUUUUUUAAAAAAUAUGUCUUUGGCUAGUACUUAUAGUUAAUUACUUAUUAUUAUUAUUAUUAUUAUUAUUAUUAUACGUAUCACUCUACAAUGUUAUUAUUAGUAUUAUUAUACGU
Messenger RNA from Schistocerca americana (American grasshopper), 1425 nucleotides. Its product is annotated as delta(14)-sterol reductase LBR-like. NCBI's taxonomy places the organism in Eukaryota, Metazoa, Arthropoda, Insecta, Orthoptera, Acrididae. Gene Ontology annotation, biological process: sterol biosynthetic process. Gene Ontology annotation, cellular component: nuclear inner membrane; endoplasmic reticulum membrane. The transcript has 5 exons. The coding region runs from base 76 to 975 and encodes 299 amino acids. Gene Ontology annotation, molecular function: oxidoreductase activity, acting on the CH-CH group of donors, NAD or NADP as acceptor. The record is from RefSeq and is a predicted model, not a curated record.